AAAUCACCAAGUAGCAAAAGCAAGCCAAACUUGAGCAUCUAACAUCUUUUUUGAGAAGCUUCAGAUUUCAAUUUUCCAGACAAAAGAAAUGUCUUUGUUCAGAGGACUCUUGGGUGCAAAGAAGAUUAUUAACUUUUCUGUAGCGGCUACAAGCAAAAGGACAGUUUCAACACCAAAGGGGUUUCUUGCAGUGUACGUUGGUGAAGAUAAGGUCCAGAAGAAGAGAUAUUUGGUGCCAAUCUCAUAUUUAAACCAGCCUUCUUUUCAAGCUCUACUCGGUAAAUCAGAAGAAGAGUUUGGAUAUGAUCAUCCAGUGGGUGGCUUAACGAUCCCUUGUCCUGAAGAUACUUUCAUCAAUGUGACUUCCCGGCUUCAGCGAUGAAUAUGAAAGAGAGUUGUUCAAGAGGUUACAAAAUUUAAUUGUGUGUGCCAUAUCUCUGUGUAAGGACAAUGGUUUCAAUUAUACAAAGUACAGCAAGUUUUCUGAGAAUAUUGUCAUCGUUCUUGCAUGCAUGAAAUGUAUCUAUAUUAUAGUAUGGCUCGA
Eruca vesicaria subsp. sativa (arugula) is the source of this 544-nucleotide messenger RNA. Lineage: Eukaryota; Viridiplantae; Streptophyta; Magnoliopsida; Brassicales; Brassicaceae. The record is from the annotation of a GenBank genome assembly.